Suillus clintonianus is the source of this 1436-nucleotide messenger RNA. RefSeq lists its product as uncharacterized. The record is from RefSeq and is a predicted model, not a curated record. Lineage: Eukaryota; Fungi; Basidiomycota; Agaricomycetes; Boletales; Suillaceae. Bases 51 to 1262 code for a protein of 403 amino acids. The transcript has 3 exons.
CAUCGUUCACCUCAGGCUUAACCUACAUAUGCAUACACUGAACAGCAAACAUGUCACCAGUCCCAGUAAAAAGUGUUCGUACUGGCUUCACCGCCGACGAGGACAUCCUCCUCAUGAAAUACCUUGCGACAUAUAAUCCUACCAAGAAAAACAGAAGCGGGCCCGUCUUGUACAAGCGCCUUGUGGAAAACGCUGACGGCAAAUGGAACUGGUCUAAGACACACCCGUGGGUAUCCUGGCAGAACAGAUACAAUAAAAAUACGGAAGAAUUCGAUAGGAAGAUAUCGAGGUAUCAGAAGAAGAAAGGAAUUGACCCAGAGAAGCCAGCGGCGGCGGAGCCUCUGUUUCCACCUUCUGAUGAAGAAGAGGAAACUGCGAGGGAGCGAUCGAAAGAGACGAGCAAAAGGAAACGACGCGCUGGCGGCCAAACCAGCUCUGAGCUGCGGAAAACAAAACGAGCGAAACUGGAGAGAGACCAGCCAGAUAUUGAGAGUAGUCGCUCGCCCGUGAUCAAGACCAAUGAGACAAGCCAAGUUCCAGCCGUUGGAUCAAGUGACCAAGUUCGCAGUUCUCCCCCUGAUCAGGGGCCAUCAGAGCCUGUACCCGACGUACCUCCACCUCCCCCGAAACCAGCGAGCACGUUCAAUAUUCCCCUGCUCCUUUCUCCCUCAGAUACUCUGCCUGUCCCGUCAUCCCAACCCAAUUCUCCUGUCAGGACCCAGCCACCAAUCUCAUCCCAGCUCCCACCAAGCUCUCAGCCUCUUGCAUCAUCUUCACAACAGGUAGUCACCCCAAAGCCGCCGUCAGGGCACAAACGAGUCUUGAAGAAUAAGUCUAUUUCUCCCAUCUUCUGCUCGUUAUCGCCAACACCCAAUGACUACACCCCUCCGAAGAAACAACAUCUCCCGAAAGUGGUGGAAGGGCCCUUUGGAACCGUGCUUACUGAUCGGCUGGGUCGUGCGCGACCAGGUGCUCGUGAUGAAAGUGAGGGGAAACAGACGAAGGCCUGGCCUCCUGUUCGGGACAAAAAGGGUAAAGAGAAAGAAAUAGUUCCAGAACCUACUGCAUUAGCCGUCAACGGUGUCGAGUCUCAGACAUUGCGACCGACUGUAGCGCCUCCGAAGCGCGAGCCAGAAUCUCAGCGACCUCCGGCUCCUCUUCCACCAGAUCGUCUGGAACCUGAACACCACCCCUUUAGUCAAAUCCCACUUCCUCCCCCCUCCUCAUCCUCCACGGAAUCGCAAUGGUGCAGAUGCAGCUGAGUCUCCUCUGAAGCAUCGCUCGACGAAUGGAGUGGGCCACGUCAUUAAGAGUUUGUGGGACAGAAAACGAGACAACGAUACAGGCCCAGCACCAUCUAUGGUCCAACCUGCAGCCGGGCCUUCAAAACUGACUACCGCUGCCGUUCCUUCGGGUCUCACGUCCUCUGUUGAAUU